AGGCAAUAAAAGUUCAACUCAUUCAAAAUUUUGUCUACUUUUGUUUUGGUUUUAAAAUUACGUUUCUUUUCCGGCCCCGAAAACCCACCAAGAAACGGCAUCGGGAUGUUGUUAAAUGUUUGGCCAUUUAUAGCCCUACUUUGGCUACCUUCGGUUGUCCUCGGCCAAGGUAUGGACUUGGCGGAAAUAAAUAAGUGUACACAGUUGAUGGAUACGGAAAAAUUGGCCCACUGCUGCGGCAAGGGCUUCCUGGACAAGUUCAUCUUUGUGGGCAGCAACUGUACGCCAUACUGGGACGACUACGGACCUUGCCGCUAUGAGUGCCUCUACAAGCACUGGGAUCUGCUUGACGCGGAUAAUAAGAUCAAGAAAGCGCAGUUCUACACUAUGGUAACGGAGCUAUAUAGUCCUUUAAAUGGCCAUAACAACUACGGCGCCGCCUUGAAGGCUGCCCACGAAACCUGCGAGCAAGUGGGCACCAAGCACGCCGACUUUGUCAUGCUAUACGCCCACCAGCUGGGCAGUAGUCUGGGCCUGACCAAUUCCAAGUGCCAGCCGUACGCUAUGAUCCACGCCCAAUGUCUCCAGGUGCACGUGACCCUUCAUUGUCCGCAGGAAGAGUUCAGGGCCACAGAUAAGUGCCAUGAUCUUAAAAAGGUGAUAUCCGGAUGCGCCGUCAAGCUAAACCUGGAGCCAGUAGCCAACAAGGAUUUUACGGUGAGCGAGAAGAGCGCAGGAGGCGGCUGGCUAAUCUCUGGCGAACUUUGGAUCGUCCUUAUGGGGCUGCUCGGUCUGAUUCUGUGCCAUUUGUAGCGUCUGGUUUUGCUAAUCGUUUGGGUGAUUGCAUUUGCUAACUGCCCCAAUUCAGACAGUAUAAUUGAAAGUGUCUGAGCGUAGACGAGCCCCCAAAUUGCAAAAUUGUUGGACUUUGGACCAGCUUGGAGCUGGGAGCUGGCCAACAACCAAUCACGAUGACAGACCGAUUCGAUUCACGCGACCGCUGUUUAAACUGUUUGCGUUGUGCUCGAUUUAUUAGCCCUCGAAAGUGUUAGAUAUAAAUUAAGCGGUUACUCCUGACAUUGCCUCAGACUGACUGA
Drosophila bipectinata is the source of this 1097-nucleotide messenger RNA. RefSeq names its product Odorant-binding protein 50b (gene Obp50b). Lineage: Eukaryota; Metazoa; Arthropoda; Insecta; Diptera; Drosophilidae. The record is from RefSeq and is a predicted model, not a curated record.